Messenger RNA from Epinephelus fuscoguttatus (brown-marbled grouper), 4841 nucleotides. It is a transcript of the gene pdia5, whose product is annotated as protein disulfide isomerase family A, member 5. Bases 50 to 1636 code for a protein of 528 amino acids. Gene Ontology annotation, biological process: protein folding. The transcript has 17 exons. Gene Ontology annotation, molecular function: protein disulfide isomerase activity. Lineage: Eukaryota; Metazoa; Chordata; Actinopteri; Perciformes; Serranidae. The record is from RefSeq and is a predicted model, not a curated record. Gene Ontology annotation, cellular component: endoplasmic reticulum.
UCCGUGGAAAACCUUUUGCGCCUGCGUAUCCAGACGUGGCAACGGCAUCAUGGCCUCUUGGAAGCGCCACGGGAGUCGGAUGAGAGAGGCGAAAAUGUUCAUGCUGGUGCUGCUGGUGUGGCUGCUGCCGCUGCUGCAGGCGGUGAAGGUGUCUCCUCUCAUAGAGAAGGUCAGCGAUCACAAAGACUUCAAGAAGCUGCUCAGGACGAGAACCAAUGUUCUGGUGGUCUACACCAAGACAGCUACAUCAGGGGAGUCCCACCUCAAACUGCUAUCAGAUGUGGCCCAGACAGUGAAGGGCCAGGGGACCAUCGCCUGGGUCAACUGUGGGGACUCUGAGGGUCGUAAGCUCUGUAAGAAGGUGAAGGUGGACCCGAGCUCCAAAAGUGACGGAGCAGAGCUGCUGCAUUACAAAGAUGGGACGUUCCACACCGAGUACAACAGGCCGGCCACCAUGAAGUCCAUGGUAGCCUUCUUGAAAGACCCCUCAGGACCCCCGCUGUGGGAGGAGAACCCCGAGGCGAAAGACGUCGUCCACAUAGAGUCAGAAAAAGACUUCAGGAAGCUGCUGAAGAAAGAGGAGAGGCCGGUCCUCUUGAUGUUCUACGCUCCCUGGUGCGGCGUGUGUAAGAGAAUGCAGCCCAUCUUUCAGCAGGCGGCCACAGAGACCAAGGGAAGAUAUGUUCUGGCGGGGAUGAAUGUGCACCCGGCCGAGUUUGACGGCCUGAAGCAGGAGUACAGCGUCAAAGGCUACCCGACCUUCUGCUACUUUGAGAAGGGGAAGUUCCUGCACCACUAUGAGAACUACGGAGCCACAGCCAAGGACAUCGCAGACUGGAUGAAGAACCCUCAGCCCCCCCAGCCGAAGACCCCCGAGGUGCCGUGGUCGGAAUCGGACUCCUCGGUCUUCCACCUGACCGAUGAGUCUUUUGACAGCUUCCUGGAGGAACAUCCUGCCGCCCUGGUCAUGUUCUACGCCCCCUGGUGUGGACACUGCAAGAAGAUGAAGCCAGAGUAUGAUGAAGCUGCCGAGAUACUCAACAAGGGCGCAGACAGUCCGGGUGUGCUGGCAGCGGUGGACGCCACGGUGCACAAGGCUGUGGGGGAUCGCUUCAAGAUCUCCGGCUUCCCAACUGUCAAGUAUUUUGAGAGAGGUGAAGACAAGUACACGCUGCCGCACCUCCGGAGCAAAGACAAGAUCAUCGAGUUCCUGCACAAUCCUCAGGCUCCGCCUCCACCAGAGCAGUCCUGGGAGGACAAGCCCUCCAGCGUCAGCCAUCUUGGAUCGGAGGAUUUCCGCGAGGCGCUGAAGAAGAAGAAGCACGCUCUGGUCAUGUUCUACGCUCCCUGGUGUCCUCACUGUAAGAACGCUGUUCCUCACUUCACCACGGCAGCAGAGCUCUUCAAAGAGGACCGCAAGAUCGUGUACGCCGCUGUGGACUGUACCAAAGGACAGAACCACGAGCUGUGUAAGCAGGAAGGCGUGGAGGGCUACCCGACGUUUAACCAUUACAACUACGGCAAGUUUGUGGAAAAAUACAACGGAGACCGUGGGGAGGCGGGCUUCACAGGCUUCAUGCGCAGUCUGAGAGGACGUGACCAGGAGAAGGUUGUCAAGAAGAAGGAGGAGCUCUGAGGGCGGCGUGCAGGGACGGGGAGUUGCACUGCACACUUUGUCAUUGCACUGUGACCCUUGACCCUGGCAAGGGCCCUAUCAGCACUGACGUGGGAGACUUGAUGACCUCAGCGAAAGGCUAUUUUUUAUACCGUGGUGAUCACGUUUGUAAUAAUACCAACAGAGUACCUGCAGUGAGACCGACCACUUGAGACUUCUUUUUUCAUGGAGAUUCUGACGGGCAGAAAAUACACUGACAAAUAAGUGAUUCUUUUUUUUUCCUUUUUAUUUUUGCCCAAACAAUGUGACUACACACGUGAGAAGCUACACCCUAUACUUUAUCUAUGCAAUACUGACCCCUGCUUCGCCCUGUGGGGGUCUGUGUGACGGAGGGACACCCAUGGUGGUGGGUGGUGGAGGUGGAGGUGGAGGUGGUGGGCAUCAAUAGUUAAAGGUGGAGGCUGCGCUGUCCGUCACUCCACAGGGGUCCUAAUCCUGUCCCAUCAGCCCUGCUCGGUCUCCAGCGGGAGACACGCUCUCUGUAACGACACACACCUGUCCGUUCAACAUCUUUACCUUCAUGUCUCCAGUCCAGAACCAUCCAGAAUAUUGUUCUCCUCACAGUCAGCUGGGGCACGACUGCAUCUAACACACACAUGCCCACAGUUGGUUCAGUCGCAUGUGAAGUGCUCACGCCGCGUUCACGUGGAGUCGGGGAGAGGGUUGACAGUAAAGCAGACGCCUUUUUACUAGACAGGAGCAGGAUGGUGGUGAUGCACGGGUUGACCUGCAGCUUGGGUAAACUUGAUCACGGGUCAUUAAGUGACACAUGAACGUUCUGAGUAAGUUAUUAAUAACUUACAAAAACAUCAGUCACAGUGAGACACACAGAGAGCAGCUUCAUCAUCAGUGCUCCAUCUGUGUGUCUGUUAUCUGCUUUUUCCUUUUUUUUUGUGCACAGCCAAACUUAUUGAAGUCAGACAUUGUUUUCUUCAGUCAUAAUAAUUCCUGUGGGCCUAACACUGUGUCCUAAGCUAGGAAACGCCCCUCAGUCCACUCUGAAUCCAUUAAACAUGCACUGUUGUUAAGUCGUGUAAACAAACCACCGAACAUAUCAGCUGUGCGCUCGUGAACAAACCAUGUAGCAUAUCACCUGUGUGCUCAAGAUCAUUCUUAAGCCGUAACCACUGCACUGACAGGUGAGUUCACACCUGUUUUAUACCGUGAUAUGUACAGGAAAUGACAUGAAACAGCACGCAGGUUGUUUUUAGUGACAGUCAGCUCUGCGUCACAGGUUGUGUUUUGCUCAUCGACUAUCCCGUGUGUUUGAAGGUCAGGCGAGGCAGACUGGCUGGUUAGCCAUGUUGGUGUGGGUUUAAAAGCCAUGACCUGGGCAUCACGACAGGACGGCAACAUCAGGUGAGACCAGCAGAGAAUACUUACAAUUCAGCAUCACCAUGGCAACAUAUCGUCAUGCUCGUUUAGUUUACUGUUCUGCCGUUCAGUCAGACUCCUUGUUAGUUUUCUUAUCGCUGUCCACAAGCUGUUGUCCGUCCUUCCGUCGACCGUCUGUCUGACUCCAUGUGAACGCAGUGUAAUGAGAUGCUGUAGCAAUAUGAAGAAGGUGUAAUCAUGACCGAAGGGUCAAUAUUCUGAAUGGUUCCACGCUCUCGUGAUCACUUUUGCUUUUAGAAAGGACUUUUGUUUGCUUCAAACUGUGGCCUUAAAGAUCUGAAAAUAAAAACCAUGCUGGAAUAGCAGAAAUAUAAAGUAAGUGGAGGGGGAGUCGGAGGCCUGGUGCCUGUGCAGGUCCCUCGAGUCAAAGAAGAAAAAACCAAGACCAUGAGAUGCCAAAUAUUUUUGUGCAUUGCCCUUGAUAUUUCCAAAUAUUAACCCCACUCAGAGCUGUAGUGAUUCAGCAAGGGUGAGGCUCGGUCACCUGCAGUGAGCAUGGGAGACGAUGGAGGCUGAACUCUGCAUGAUGAUCACGUGUAAAUGUCCAAACCUUCCCCUGGACUCCACCCUCUACGUUCACUCAUCGUUCAGAGAGACGCUGGGAUCGUGUCAGACCACUGGUUUACACUUUGGGCAUCCAGGGUUUGUGUUGAAGCGUACCCUCAUGCAUUUCCUCCGCUUUCUGCUGAAGCGAACGACGCCAAGGAGCCAAAACGACAGCACUCUUCUUGACAGCCUGUCUGGACGUGUGUCUGCCUGCCAUGCCUUGGCCGGGAAGCGCUGGGCUCCAGUCAGCUCGGACAGUGCUCUCCCUCUCUCCCUCCCUCCCUCCUUCCCUCCCAUGCCUUCCAUCAGAUUCCAGAGGAUGAAUUCAUAGAGCGUCCACGGAGUCAUUAAGUGAAGUCUCCAGAGCCCCUCCCACUCCUGGCAGCAUAACGCCAUCAUCAUUACUGUGUGGCGAUUUCUUUUUUUCUUUCAUGUUGUGUGUUUCAGCUCCCACGCUUCGGCCACUAUAAAUAUUUAAAGGCUUAUCUGUAGCUGAACUUGUGUUUUAUUAUUCAAGACUUUGGUUUCUUUCAUUCUGAAUAAGGUUCUCAGGGAUAGCGAAACACAAUUAAAGGGAACUAUUUUGUUUGUAAUUUUGCAUUCCAGCUGAAUCGUUUUGAGCCCGUAGGUCACCAAAUUAAAUAUUGUUUACAUUUGUAUCCCGAGUUUAAAAAGACGACGUGUCCUUUUCCUGUGCUCGACCACGACAACAUGUAUUGAAUAAGACGUUCUGUCAGUAGAUGUUACUGAAGCAUUUCCUGUCAACAUUAUCAUUGUGAUUUUAAUGGACUCAUUCCAGAUGUUUGGGAUGUUCUGGCUGGCACCAACACUUCCUGUGUGUUCAGUGUGACUUUGACCAUUCCACAGUGUGCGAGGGCAUCUUGACAGAGCGCUUCACACACUUAGGUGUCGACAUAUCGCUGUAAUUAGAUGUCCAUCCUCCUCUCCAGGGAAACAAAUUACCUUUUGUUCUCUGUGUCCAUUUGUUUUUGUUUACGAGUCUCCGCAGUGACAUCGUCAUCAUCAUCCUCAUUUGUUGACUAAUAGAACGACCACCUCUCUCUUAUCCCAAAGGUUUCCAUGUGGUGUGAGGAUCUGUCACACUGAUGCCAAGAAGUCAUUGUUUCCUCUGUUGAUUUUUCUGUGCCCAGCCAUACGUGCAGUUUUUCCCCGCAGUAAGGACCUUGCGAGAAAAAAAUCUUAAUAAAGUCAAAAGUUUCCACAA